Molecule: messenger RNA, 1200 nt
Organism: Molossus molossus (Pallas's mastiff bat)
Lineage: Eukaryota; Metazoa; Chordata; Mammalia; Chiroptera; Molossidae
Gene: CCR8
Product: C-C motif chemokine receptor 8
Exons: 3
Coding region: 136-1200 (354 amino acids)
Biological process (GO): positive regulation of cytosolic calcium ion concentration; chemotaxis; G protein-coupled receptor signaling pathway
Cellular component (GO): membrane
Molecular function (GO): C-C chemokine receptor activity
Source: RefSeq, a predicted model, not a curated record
GUGCAGACUCUGAGAAGAAAUUAGCAACUGAAACAAAGGCUCGAAUUAAGUCUUAACCCAUUCCAGCGUGAGUCAAAAGUCUCAUCUAGAUCUCAUCUGAAUCAGGUGCCUCUGUGACCAGGUCCUCCUGCCUUGAUGGAUUAUACACAUGAGCCCAACGUGACAAUAACUGACUACUACUAUCCUGAUAGCUUCUCAAGCCCUUGUGAUGGGGAAAUUUUCCAGAGGGAUAGCAAGUUGCUUCUUGCCAUCUUUUACUGCCUCCUGUUUGUAUUCGGUCUUCUGGGAAACAGCCUGGUCAUCUUGGUCCUCGUCAUCUUUAAGAAACUGAAGAGCAUCACAGACAUAUACCUCUUGAACCUGGCCUUGUCUGACCUGCUUUUUGUCUUCUCCGUCCCCUUUCAGACUCACUAUCAGCUCCACCAGUGGGUGUUUGGGACUGUCAUGUGCAAGGUGGUCUCUGGUUUUUAUUACAUUGGCUUCUUCAGCAGCAUGUUCUUUAUCACCCUCAUGAGUGUGGACAGGUACCUGGCAAUUGUCCAUGCUGUGUAUGCCAUGAACAUCAGGACAGCCAGAAUAGGCACAGCCCUGAGCCUGACAGUAUGGCUGACCGCUGUCACGGCCUCUAGCCCACUGCUCGUGUUUUACCAAGUGUCCUCGGAAGAAGGCAUCCUCCAGUGUUUUUCGUCUUACAACCACCAGACGUUAAAGUGGAAGCUCUUCACCCACUUUGAAAUGAAUAUCUUAGGCCUGUUGAUCCCAUUCACCAUCCUUAUGUUCUGCUACACGAGCAUCCUGCACCAGCUAAAGACUUGCCAAAACCAGAACAAGACCAAGGCCAUCAAGUUGGUGCUCAUUGUGGUCAUUGCGUCUUUACUCUUCUGGGUCCCAUUCAAUGUGGUCCUCUUCCUCACUUCCCUACACGACCUGCACAUCUUGGAUGGAUGUGUCAUGAGCCAGCAGCUAAUUUAUGCCACCCACGUCACAGAAAUUAUUUCCUUCACUCACUGCUGUGUGAACCCUAUUAUCUAUGCUUUCAUGGGUGAGAAGUUCAAGAAAAACCUUUCAGAAGUAUUUCAGAAAUGUUGCAAACACAUCUCCCUCUUCUCGGGGAGGUCGCCCCCCAAGGAAGGCAGGGAGAGGUCAUCCUUCUCCUGUCAACACUCCUUCCGCUCCUCCACCACGGACCACAUUUUGUGA